Cheilinus undulatus (humphead wrasse) is the source of this 910-nucleotide messenger RNA. It is a transcript of the gene txndc17, whose product is annotated as thioredoxin domain containing 17. Lineage: Eukaryota; Metazoa; Chordata; Actinopteri; Labriformes; Labridae. Gene Ontology annotation, molecular function: protein-disulfide reductase [NAD(P)H] activity. The coding region runs from base 102 to 473 and encodes 123 amino acids. The transcript is spliced from 4 exons. The record is from RefSeq and is a predicted model, not a curated record. Gene Ontology annotation, cellular component: cytosol.
UUAAAUUUAGAGUAUUUCUACCAGGUCCCUUGUGCAGCUCAGCAGUAUUUUAAUGCUUCAUAGUUUAUGUCAGUGCAUUGUCACGUAACUCACUGUCAAAGAUGGCCCAUUACGAAGAAGUAAAUGUGCGUGGAUAUGAAGAGUUCUGUAAGGCUGUGUCUGCAAGAGCAGGAAAGGAUAUUUUUGCUUAUUUUUCUGGGGAUAAAGACGCCCAAGGGAAGAGCUGGUGUCCAGACUGUGUAAAAGCCGAGCCAAUUGUAAGAGGAGAACUGUCCCACCUUCCAGAGGGAUCUGUUUUUGUCUACUGCCAAGUGGGAGAGAGAGCCUAUUGGAAGGAUCCAAGUAAUGAUUUUAAGAAGACUCUGAAGCUGAGUGGAGUUCCAACACUACUGCGAUAUGGCACACCCCAAAAGUUGGUGGAGGAUGAAUGCUUCAAAGCUGACCUUGUGAAGAUGAUGUUUACUGAAGACUGAACAAUCAUGCUACACCAACAUCAUUCAUAAACAUUUAGAAGAUUACUACACCUUCUGAUUUUCAUCACCAUUCAGCUUCAAUGCUAUUGAUAACCAGAUAACCAAGUAUACAUGUCUUGAAGUAGUUUAAUUCAAAUCAGAUUCUGUGUUUGUUUACAACCAAACGAAUAACUGUCCUUUGUAAGGCAUGGCUGUUUGAUCCAAUUCUUGCUGGAAGAAUCUGCAGACAAUCACAUAGAAUAAAUGUGAUUCAUACUGAUUACACUUGUUGUUCUGUAUGUGCAAUCACUAAUUUCUGUAUUGUAAGUCGCUACAUUUCACUAGAUGUUAUGUUAUAGUUGCACAGUAAGUGAUUAAAGAAUAUAAUUUUGACUGUUUUUAUCGUAUGUUUGUUGCCUUACAAUGGGACUCAAAUAAAAGAUACUUGAUGAUCAAGA